Chiroxiphia lanceolata (lance-tailed manakin) is the source of this 1692-nucleotide messenger RNA. RefSeq lists its product as uncharacterized. Bases 90 to 692 code for a protein of 200 amino acids. The record is from RefSeq and is a predicted model, not a curated record. Lineage: Eukaryota; Metazoa; Chordata; Aves; Passeriformes; Pipridae. The transcript has 6 exons.
GUCACCAGCCCGCUGGCCACUGGCUGUCAGUGUGUUGUGGCCACAGGGUUGUUUUGUGACUCCUUUGGGGUCACUCAAGAGGUCUGUGGAUGAAAUGUCACACCAGGUUGGGUUUGUCCCCCUGGUACUGGCCCCACAUGAUGGGCACGGUGCCACAGUGCAGCCAGUCCGGGCACAUUCCUGGGCACCGGCAGAGCCAUGUGCUGGUGCCAAGAGCCACCACGGUGUUCACUGGGGCGGGUGGAGGUCCUGUCCCACAGCUACCUUUGGAGCAGCAGCAGCUUCAGGACCACAGUGAAGUGAGGAGACCUUGGAGGUGUCCCCACGAUGAACCUCCUCGCCCAGGUGAGCUCCCUCCUGCAGACCCUGCAAGCCCCAGAUUGGCUGUUCCUCCAGCCCUGGCACUGGCUGGGCUCCUGGGUGAGCAGCUCCAGGCAGGCAGCUCGGGGACUUCACCAUCAGGGAUUGUGGCCAAGCAUGGCAAGAACCACCUCCUGCGAACGCGGGGUCCGGCCAAGGUGCUCCGGAGGAAGGGAGGGAUGGAUGUGGCUGCCCUGCAGCAGCGGAUCCGGGCAGCCAUGGAGCAGGUGGUGGAGUACGAUGCCAUCACCUGCAACUGCAUCCACUUUGCCCUUGCCUUGCUGGGGCUGGGCCAGCUCGCCGGUGCCAUGGUGUCCCCAGCGCUGCAGUGAUGGAGAUGGACGUGCUCCCGGGGAACAUGUGCAGGUGGAGCAUACUUCCCUGAGGACCAGGCUUUGGCAUCCCUCUUGUGUGGAAUUAAAUGGUUGCAUGGAGACCCUGUGUCAGCCUUGUUUGAUGUGUUGGUUUUUCCCUUUUCCCAGAAGUUGCUAUCAAGUGAUGUCCCACUUUGGCACAUCUUAAAGGGAGUGGCCUCUCUUUGCUCCCCGUGGCCUCCUGAAAAAGACAUCUCCUCUUUCAUUGCUGGUAUUUGAUUUUGAGCACAAAAAUUAAUAUUCUGUGGGCUGCUGGGUUGAAAAAGAGCCAAAUGGCUGGACCGGGUCUGGCUGGAGGUCAGUCACUGUUGGUGUAUCCCAGGGGUCAACACUGAGUCCAGUCCUGGUCAAACAUCUUCAUUAUUGGUCCAAUUGAGAGGGCAGAGUGUCCCAGCAGUGAGUUUGCUGCUGAUACCAAGCUGGGAGGGGUGGCUCAUGUGCUGGAGAAAUGGGUCAAGAGUAACUUCAUGAGGUUCAGCAAGGGGAAGGUGCUGCCUUCCCAGGGUGACGAACAACCCCAGGCACCAGAAAAGGCUGGAGGGUGAUGAGCUGGAAAGCAGCUGGGCAGAAAAGGGCCUGGGGAUUCCUGGGGGACAUCAUAUUGACCAUGAGCCAGCAACAUGCUCUUGGGACCCAGGGAAGGCCAAGAGCACGCUGAGCUGUGUUAGGAGGAGCAUUGCCAGCAGGUCCAGGGUGGUGAUCCUAGCCCUUCUGGAAUACUGAGCUUUCCAGAGGGACAUGGACAUACUGGAGAGACACCAACAAAGGGCCACCAAGGGUUUGAGAGAGCAGUUCUCAUAGGAAGAGAAGCUGGGGUGGUUCAACCUGGAGAAGGGAAUGUCCAGGGGGAUCUUAUCAGUGGGUACCAACACCUGAUGGUGGAGUAAGGAAGACAGAACCAGGCUCUUCGCAGUGUCUCCUGAGGGUCUCCAGGAAGACUCCAAAGUCCCCAGAAAGG